This is a messenger RNA of Dromiciops gliroides (monito del monte), 4209 nucleotides long. It is a transcript of the gene NFE2L3, whose product is annotated as nuclear factor, erythroid 2 like 3. Gene Ontology annotation, cellular component: nucleus. Gene Ontology annotation, biological process: regulation of transcription by RNA polymerase II. Lineage: Eukaryota; Metazoa; Chordata; Mammalia; Microbiotheria; Microbiotheriidae. The record is from RefSeq and is a predicted model, not a curated record. Bases 199 to 2115 code for a protein of 638 amino acids. The transcript has 3 exons. Gene Ontology annotation, molecular function: DNA-binding transcription factor activity, RNA polymerase II-specific; RNA polymerase II cis-regulatory region sequence-specific DNA binding.
CCUCCAGUCGCGGUUCCCCCGCCGUGCCCCGCGCUCGCCACCCCGAGUGGUCGGUCUCGGGGCGCCGCUGCUGGACGCCCGCCCACCCGUCCGACGCCAGCCUGGGUCGUGGGCUUUCUCUUUCUCUUCGCUUCCUGCGUUUGGGGAGGCUGUGAGGAGGCGGCGGGUGCGGCUUGGCCCGGGAGCCGUCGGGGAGCGAUGAUGAUGUACCUGAAGCCGUCCUGGGCGCACGGCUGCGGCGGUCUCCUGCACCUGGCCGUCCUGCUGAGCCUGGCGGGGCUCCGCAUGGACCUGGAUCUCUACCUGCUGCUCCCCUCGCCGCCACCCCUGCUCCGGGACCCCUGGGCGUUUAUGGGGAACCCGGGCGGCGCUGCCUACGCGCUGCCUCCCUUACGAGGAGGAGCCGUCGGGGGCUCGGACCAGCUGCACCCCAAGUGCUGGGACGCGGACUCGGCUUUGCAGCCCGAGGGGCAGCACCUGCUGCAGGAGGUGCGCACUCUGGGGGGCCCCUUCAUCCCGCGUACGCACGUGGAUGCUUGGCUGGUGCACCGCGUGGCGGCGGCUGGGGGAGCCGACGGCGCCCCGAGACUGCUGGGGAAUGGUGCCCCGACCGAGGCUAGCGGGGGCGGGGGCCCUGGAGACCCCGGCGGCAGUAGCAGCGGUGGCGGCAGCGGGCCGGCCCGGGGUGAGGACAAGGACAAGGAGGCUGAGGAAGAGAAGUCCCCGACGGCUGCCCCAGCCUCAGGAGGCGUCGAGACCAGCGGAUGGGCGGUUCAGGAGAGCAGUGGGGAUGAGACAGAUGUAGGCUGGCCUCUGGAAGACAUCUUCCAUCUGAUGGCGCCCCCGAUGGAGAGUCCCCCGGAGGGCAUCUUGGCUCGCCCCCCGAUGCUUCUCUGUAACAACAGCUGUGAUGGCGUGGACGAUCCUGGGCAGUACAGUGUGAACUUCAGCCAAGCAAUCAGUCAUGACGUUAGUCUCCACGAGGCCAUGUUGUGGUGUCCAGAGACAUCCAGAAGAGACCCGAGGGCUAGGCAGCCUCAGACCCUGGAAACAUUCUUACCCCUGAAUUCCGGCGGUGCCCUUCCUCUUCCAGGGAUGGAUUGGGCAGGGCUUUUUCCAUCUGCUGAGAGCAGGACCAGGAACCUAACAGCCCAAGACCUUCUCUUGGACCUCGAUGAAAACAUAUUUGAUGAGAUAAAUCUGAUAUCCUUCGCCAUGGAGGAGGGCUUUGACCCGAUGGCAGUGUCCCAGCUUUUUGAAGAGCCAGAUUCUGAUUCUGGCCUCUCCUUAAAUUCCAGUCACACCAGCACAUCUGCAGCCAACCCUAAUUCCUCAGCUUCCCUGUGUGAUGACGAAGGUGCUGUGGGUUACAGUAGUGACGCUGAAUCUCUCUCCCACCGGGGACUCGAGGGCGCUGUCGGAGGUCACUGGCCGGAGACCAGUGAGCUGUGUGGUUCGGAUGGUGAGAAAGGUUUGGAGCCUUCCGGGGAACCUAUAUUGGAACAUAUUUUUCACAACCACACUUAUUACCUACUGCCAAGUGCCCCCUCAUCUGAACCUCUCCUUCCGUGGUCCCACCAGUCCCAGAACGUAAAGAGGAGCGGCUAUCACAGGGACCACGACAGCAUCCUGAGCCAGGAUGACCACCACGCCAAAACGUUGUGCCUUCCCUUCUCAGUGGAUGAAAUCGUCAGCAUGCCCGUUGACUCCUUCAACAGUGUUUUAGCCAAGAGUUAUCUGACGGACACACAGGUGUCCCUGCUCCGGGACAUCCGAAGGAGGGGCAAGAAUAAAGUGGCUGCUCAGAACUGCCGCAAGCGCAAACUGGAUGUGAUUCUGAGCCUGGAGGAGGACGUGUGCAGCCUUCGAGCCAAAAAGGAGAGCCUUAAGCGGGAGAGGGCCCAGUGCAGCAAGUCCCUUCACCUCAUGAAACAGAAGCUACGUGACCUUUAUCGGGAUGUUUUCAGUAGGUUAAGGGAUGACCAGGGCAGGCCUGUCAACCCCAACCUGUAUGCUCUUCACUGUGGCCGGGACGGCAGCGUUUUGAUUGUACCCAAAGAGCUGAUGACUUCCAGUCUUAAAAAAGACAACCAAAAGGAAAAGGAGAGAAAAUGAGGGGAGGAAUUCUAUUCAAGGGAAUUCUCUGGAGGGAAGGUUACCUUGGUCAAGGAGCCUGGGGAAACGGGGUCACAUGAAAAACCGGAAUAGAAUCAUGACCUAUCGAACCUUUGUGACUUCUAACUUGGCAUGGCCUGGCCCUAGGUGGUUGCUGCUAUCCCAGGGUGCUCAUACUCUGAUGAACAAAUUAAUUCAACAGAUGAACAUGUGACUGGGUCAAAAGCUCAAGCGAGGACUUCCAAUUUAGUCCAUUAGGAAGUACUGCUAUACGGACUGGCAGUGUGAUUUCUUUUUUAGCAAGUCUUCAGAUGGUACCAUGCUAGCAACCACCAACCUCCCCUUCCCUCCCCAAAAAAGGUGAUAGACCAGAAUUUGAAGUCAAGUGGAGAGUGUGAAAGCAUGGGAUAGGACAGCUACCAAGGCAUUUUGGGUAGUGGCCACAUUUUAUAGUAAGAUGGAUGGUCACUUUUUUUUUCUUUUCUUUUUUGGUUAGGCAAUUGGGGUUAAGUGACUUGCCCAGGGUCACACAGCUAGUGUCAAGUGUCUGAGGCCGGAUUUGAACUCAGGUCCUCCUGAUUCCAGGGCUGGUGCUCUGUCCCCUGCACAACCUAGCUGCCCCGUGGUAACUUUCAAAAAAAAAAAAAACCCCUUCAUAUUAGAAGAGGAUUCCCUGUUUUCAUUUGGAGUAGCCUCUAGAAAUUCCAAGUGAUCUUUUGUUCUCAUUCAGUUGUAUCUUGACCCUUCAUGACCUUCAUGACCCCAUUUUGGAAUGGAGCAGUUGGCCAUCUCCUUCUCCAGCUCACUUUGCAGAUGAGGAAACUGAGGCAAACAGGGUUAAAUGGUUUGUCCAGGGUCACAGAGCUGCCCCAAAGUGACCUUAGUUUGCCAGAUUUUUUUCAUUUAGUCUGUUAGCACUGGAACCCAGAUCAGCCUUUCCAAAGCAAUUUGUAUUUAGAAUUUUGUGAAUACUUAAUUUAUGUAUUUUUCUUGCUAUGAAAAUAAAUUAUUUGUAGAAAACUAGUUCCCCCCCCCUUUUUUUUGUUCUGAAGAUGUCCUGGUGGCUUUUCAGACUUUUUAUCUAUCUAUACCAAAAUCUUAAACUGUCAUUGUUGAUUCAUUUUGUUACUUUUAGUUACUUCUUUUAAGCCUGCUCUGGAAAACAUCUGUAAUGUGUUUAAUUAUCAACCAAUGACUUUUCCUCCUAAACCCUUAACCUGAUUUCUUUGUUGCUCUGAGACAGAAAAAUCGUCCUGUCAGUACUUGAGUGGUCUUUGGCGUAUGGUUUUAUCUGGAAAAUCCUUUGUAAACAUUUUGAAUUUUUAGUUUAAACCUAGGAAUUUUCAAAACCAAAAACUUGCUUAUAAUUAUGCAAUUGAAUUCGGUUGAAAUAGAUGGAUCAACGGAGCUAAACUGUUCACCUAUAAAUGGUAGGGCAUCCUUAUUUCCAAAAUUUUGCUAUGUAUAAUUUCAAAACUUUUUGCUACCUGCCUGUUUAAACUGUUUUGUCUUAAAUUAAGCAGUCUCUUCAAGUAAGGUCCAGGAGUUUAGAAGUAUGCUCUGAAAGGGUGCCUGUUUGAUUAAGGGUACUGGGCCUGUUUUAGGGAGAGGAUGGGGCCACCAUGAUGAUAGUCCAAAGGCCAGUAUGAUGGUAAUUGGGAAACCCUGCGCACCCAGCAGAAAAGCCCAGAUGAAUUGUACUUUUCUUAAUGGAAUAAACAUGUAGUGAUUUGUAUUUUUGGUCCUUCCCAUCGAUGUUCAUGAAACGGCCAGACAGUCGAGUCUGGUCCUGCCUCACUGUGGAGGGGGGCAAGGCCCACUGUGCUUCCCAGAAGCGGGCAUGAUGCCCCUGGCUCAAAAAUAAAGUGGCUUCCCCACCUCUCACCUGACACCUGUGCCUGAUCCAAGAAUCCUACCAAGAAAUGCUCCUAAGGUUGUUAAACCAGCCUUUCUUCCUUCAGAGGUGGCCCCCCCCUACACCUCCCAGUAUGUUUAUUCAGGAACCUUUUCCCCCCCUUCUUUGAAAAAGCAAUCAUCAGGUUCAGGGUGUUCAUUCCAGCAAUGCUACCCAGGUCUUUGAUCACUCAAGUGUGG